AAACAUCUGCAGGCGUCUCCAUCAAAUCUGGCCAGCGAUACAAAGUUAGCUGAGAGGAUUUAGUAUGUAUGUAUGUGUGAGUCCAUGUGUGAGUGUAUGAGCAUGUAUAUAAUUUAGUUAUUUUAAGAUUUGAAGAUAUAUAGGAAAAAUGAAUUUCUGAAUUACAUUUCUGUCCAGUUGGUGGCGGUAAUACACAAAGUUUAAAAACUGCCAGAAAACUAUAGAAGAAGAAGAAGAAAUCUUGCCAACACUAUCAGCUGUAGUUAACAGUAGCAAACCAACAACAGUCCUCAUCACUGUUCCAGCUGAGAUGAUCAACAGCCUGUUUCUGAUCAGCCACUCUGGAGACAUCUUCCUGGAGAAGCACUGGAAGAGUGUCAUUAGCAGGAGUGUGUGUGACUACUUUUUGGAGGCCAAGGAGAAGGCAGGGGACCCAGAGAAUGUGGCCCCUGUGCUGCAGACCCCACACCACUAUCUCAUCUCUAUCUACAGGGGCAAACUCUUCUUCCUCUCAGUUACCCAGACUGAAGUCCCCCCACUCUUUGUCAUUGAGUUCCUGCACAGGGUGGCAGAUACUUUUCAGGAUUACUUUGGUGACUGCUCAGAGGUUUUGAUCAAGGAGAACACGGUGACUGUUUACGAGCUUCUGGAGGAGAUGCUGGACAACGGGUUUCCUCUGGCAACAGAGUCCAACGUCCUUAAGGAAAUGAUAAGGCCUCCGACCAUCCUGCGAUCGGUCGUAAAUACCCUCACAGGAGGUAGCAAUGUCGGGGGAACGUUGCCUACAGGCCAGUUGUCUAAUGUUCCCUGGAGGCGGGCAGGUGUUAAAUACACCAAUAAUGAGGCUUAUUUCGAUGUGAUAGAGGAAAUCGAUGCCAUUCUGGACAAAUCAGGUACGACUGUCUUUGCAGAGAUUCAGGGUGUGAUUGAGGCCUGUGUGAAGCUCACUGGGAUGCCUGAUCUCACCCUGUCCUUCAUGAAUCCCCGACUCCUUGAUGACGUGAGUUUCCACCCGUGCGUUCGUUUUAAGCGCUGGGAGUCGGAGCACGUCUUGUCUUUCAUCCCGCCAGAUGGAAACUUCAGGCUCAUGUCGUAUCAUGUCAGCUCUCAAAAUCUUGUAGCCAUUCCGGUGUACGUGAAGCAGAACAUCAGCUUCUUAGAGACGGGUUCUUGUGGUCGUCUGGACAUCACAAUUGGGCCCAAGCAGACCAUGGGGAAGACGGUGGAGAGCUUGAUGGUCACUAUUCCAAUGCCUAAAUCUGUGCUCAGUGUCAAUCUCACAGCCACUCAGGGAACUUACACCUUUGACUUAACAACCAAGGUGGUCCUUUGGGACGUCGGGAAACUUAACCCCCAGAAGCUCCCCAACCUGCGAGGAAGCAUCAGCAUUCAGACGGGCGCCCCGAAGCCUGAAGAGAAUCCCUCGAUCAACAUUGAUAUGAAGCUACAACAACUGGCCAUAUCAGGUCUCAAAGUGAGUCGUCUGGACAUGUAUGGAGAGAAGUACAAACCAUUUAAAGGGGUUAAAUAUGUGACUAAAGCGGGAAAGUUCCAGGUCCGGACCUGAGCGAGGGAGGAAAGCUCAGCAUUCCGAUGUACCAAACAGGGAGCGAGGGUUACCACACUGCCGAGUCAGCGACAAGUCUCACUUAUCUACAUCUGCAUGGUCAAUAAUGAAAAACUCUGCAUUCUAACAGCUAUUUAUUACACCACGUAAACCAUGCUUGGUAUUGUAUUUUAAAUAUAUGACUGAAAAACUUUGGCCUGUAAAGGGAAGCCUUAAAAUCAAUGUGAUUUCUGUUGAAUGUUAGGUUUAGAUGUAAUGCAUCGUAUGGAGAAUUUUCCAUUUGCUGCAUCAGUUGAUAUGUAUGCACGUGCAUUUCUUUAUCUAAUAUGCUCAAAAUGUUGCAGAAGGGGAAUGUUUUGCUUUAAAAACAAGCUCCCUUUAUGUGACGUCUCUGAACUUGAACAGUACAAUCUGCUCACUGCCUUAAGAGUUUGAAGGAAUACCUUUGAAAAGGUUUUACAUGAUACUAGGAAUCCCAUUUUAUUGGUUUAUUUCAGAUGAAACUUUGGGAAAAAUGUAUGUACUGCCUACAUUCUGAAUGUUUGCAAUGCAGAUAUUUCUGCACACAUUCAGCGUUUAAUUCAGUGGCCUUGUAAGAGGAGUAUAAGAGCUCUGUAAACACACACUACAGCACAAGCUGCAAGCUUAGGAGACUUGAGGGAAGUAUGUUGAAAACUAUUAUUUAAAGAACACAGUAAAAGUGUGACAUUGGGAUGGUGUGGGUCCAAUUUAGUUAUUCUGGUGUUUUUUUAGGAAAACUGUAGAAACUACAUGUUGUUGGAUACAGCUAUUUUUUCUGAGCAGAAAAUUUUUUGUCACUAUUAGAAAAAUAUCUUAUUUAAAAAAAAAUAAUGAAAGAACAUGUAAACCAGAUGCCUUAUUGUAAAAUCUUUAUACUCCUCCUUGUGUUUUUUGUUGUCCUUGUAUCCAAGCUGCCAGAUUAGCUUUAUGUUUGAAGAUCCUUUUUGCGGUGCCUUUUAACGUGCUGAAUUUUCUCCUUCUAUUUUUGUGUCAACUUUUAUCCCAAAAUCUAAAUGAGACAUUUGUCCAAAGCUCAAAUGUUAACUAUGAUGAAGAAAAUGUAAUAAAUUACCUUCCAAUCAUG
Molecule: messenger RNA, 2672 nt
Organism: Xiphophorus maculatus (southern platyfish)
Lineage: Eukaryota; Metazoa; Chordata; Actinopteri; Cyprinodontiformes; Poeciliidae
Gene: ap3m1
Product: AP-3 complex subunit mu-1-like
Exons: 9
Coding region: 311-1567 (418 amino acids)
Biological process (GO): intracellular protein transport; endocytosis
Cellular component (GO): clathrin adaptor complex; cytoplasmic vesicle
Source: RefSeq, a predicted model, not a curated record